Sphaeroforma arctica JP610 is the source of this 2511-nucleotide messenger RNA. RefSeq lists its product as hypothetical. Gene Ontology annotation, cellular component: nuclear envelope; meiotic nuclear membrane microtubule tethering complex. Gene Ontology annotation, molecular function: protein-membrane adaptor activity. NCBI's taxonomy places the organism in Eukaryota, Ichthyosporea, Ichthyophonida. Gene Ontology annotation, biological process: nuclear envelope organization. The transcript is spliced from 13 exons. Bases 1 to 2481 code for a protein of 826 amino acids. The record is from RefSeq and is a predicted model, not a curated record.
AUGGAUAUCUUUUCCCACCUGAUCCCUUCUGCAGCGAAGAAUAGUCCAAACAUACCUGGCAUAUCGCCCAUUGUCAGUUCCAAUGCGGCAGGGGGGGCUCAAGAGAACGGUAGAGGCGGACACGCGAACGGUCCGAAUCUCUAUCGCGGUUUGAGCACUAGCACCGGAUAUACUGGUGUGCAGCCCACGCGAAUGGUGUUUGGAGAAAGUCAUAGAGAUUUACCUGCGAAGGGAGCACGUGCGGGUCUGGAUUCGGGUUCUAUGCACAUGCUUGGGAAUGCAAAUCGCAAUAAACUGACGGGGACAAGUGGGAAUGCAUUUGGUGGCUCGAAUCAGGGGAAGCAACUCCUCGGCACGGCGCAAUUGGCCGACACCGACAGGCACAUUUUCCGGGGAGCGCAAAAUGGGGACGGGGUUGCUAUGCGACCUACUAGCGGUCACAGUGACGAAUUCAUAGACCGGCUUGGUAAGAGCGGUAGACAGAGGGAGGGCUCGAUGGCACCUUCGGGUCUAUACACACGCACACAACCAGUGGCGAGUGUGCACAAACCCGGGACUCAUAUAAUUCAUGCAAAGGCACAGAAGAACCCAACACCGCCUGGAGGUUCGGAUGGCGAUGGGGAUGAGGAGGAACUGUCUUGGGUAGCACGUGCACAACACAGGCUGGGUAAAGCGGAUGUGACGAUACUCGCGAAAGGCUGGCUCCAUUCGAUAUACAGCCUGGUGGGAAUCGCCCCGAAAGCACCAGCCGCACGCACACAGAUACACACAACCACGGCACCGAACCCACCCAGGCGAGAACGGGAACGAAGAUCAAUGACGCCCAGUCGCAUCCAGCAGGUAGGGAGGGGAAACACACGCGGUGAAGGUAAUAGGACACCGGCGGUCAGAUUAAAUUGGCUGACAAAUGUAUGGAAUACACCGUUGCUCGAUAUGCUGAUGAAGCUGUGCAUGACUUUAGCUCUGGCGAGUGCUAUAUACAACAACGAGGACGUGAUCAAGAAAACGGGUGAGAUGGCGGCGCAGUUACAUGCCAGUGUCAUUGGCGGAGAACGGGCCGUGUCCCCGGGCGGGCAAGAUACAGUCAGUAGUUCCAAGGGCCACGCCAUCUCACCGGCAGAAGAAACUACAGGUCUGUCACAGCCCUCCGUAGUGCCAACCGUCUCACGAGGUGCAAGUGAAGCUGACGUACAUCAAUGGGUUGCGCAACAUACAGCCAAGCUGUUUGAUGAGUACAAAGAUCAGGUUGCAAGUCCAAGCCUGAAGGCCCUGAGUAAUGAUAUUUCGACCGUCAAAACGGCGGCGCUGGCCAACAAAAAUGCGCUAAAAGCACAGCAAGAUCACUUGGAGUCACUUCAGCAGACUGUCGAACAGGAGAAAUCAAAUGCAACCGUAGCCUUUAAGUCAGAUCUUGAUAGGCAUGCCAAAACUAUUAACGAGUCAAUGUUUGGAUUUCACGCCAAAUUGGAGAGAAUAUCCACGAUUCAGAACCAAUUUGAAGAGUUGAAGAGUUCAAAUGAAAAUAGAAACAAUGAAGAUUUACGCCAUCUCGAAGCACUUGAAGCUCGCAUGGCGAAACUGGAAGCGAGAAACAAGGAGCUACAAGAGUCCUCUGCCAAACUCCAAAAAACAUCGGCUGAGCUACAAGCAACAUCUGCCAAACUAGAGGAAUCCGUCGAUCGGUCCUUAAAUCAGUCGGGCGUCCUCGCUUCAGCGAAAGACCAGGAAGAAAUAGAUACGAAGCUUUCCGGGCUGGCGAACGGUGUGGCGACACUGCAGAAGGAUAUGCGUAUACUACGCGAUGAGAUGGCAGCCGCUAAAACGUCAGAAGCAUCGGUGGAAAAGAUAGUUGGCGAAAUCAUCAAACGACACGACGUUGAGCGGCUUGGCCUGCCAGACUAUGCGCUCGAGAACCUUGGAGGUUCCAUUAUGCGACGCUUGUCAUCACUAUCCUAUGGCAUGAAUAAACUCACCUGGUUCUUCAACAUGCACCAGGGAAAAGACCCGUCUGAAAUCCUGAAGGUCGACGUCACAUCAGGCAAUUGCUGGGCCUUCCAUGGCUCCGAUGGGUAUGUAACGAUUCAACUGUCAGAGCCGAUCAAACCAUCAGCAAUCACAAUCGACCACAUACCCUUUGCACUCAGGCGACACAAUACCGCUCCCAAGGACUUUGUCAUCUCGACCCUUCAAGGUUUGGACGAUGACGUCGGUACGGAGGCAGGGCGCUUCCAGUAUCAGUUUACGGCAGAUGCGGAGCCUGUGCAGACUUUUGAACUAACGGAUACCAAUGCCACCCAAUUAAUCAAGGUCCAUGUUACCAGCAACUGGGGCUAUCCCGAAUACACGACACUCUACCGAGUGAGGGUGCACGGCAGCCCCGCGGAACUACCGGUGAUCACGAACGAGACGCCUACUACUACAGAAUGGCUAUACAGCGCAGUCGGAAGCCUUACACAGCGAUACUUAGGCCAAGGGCAGUAGACCGCGAGAACACGGACCAAUACCGUAGUA